UUUUAAUGAUUAAUUCUGUAAUAUAUGUCUCUGGAUAUAGGUGGGAUUGGUCUUGAAAAUGGAGAAGCUUGGAAAACGCACCGAAGAUGGGUAGUCACUGGUCUCCGACACUUCGGGAUGGGCAAGAGGAGUCUUGAGGAACAAGUUCGUGUUGAGGCUAGCAAACUAUGCUCGGAGAUUGAGAAAGAACGUGGCAAAUUCUAUCCACUAAAAUGUAUUGCGAAUGCCGUAUCCAACAUAAUCUGUUCUGUCAGUUUUGGAAAACGGUAUGAAUACGAUGAUCCACAAUUCCAAGAUCUUCUUACAAACGUGAAUGGAUAUUUUUCAUACUCCCACUUCGGUAGGAUACAAGACGCGCUGCCAUUUCUAAUUAAAUUAUUUUCAAAACGAAAGCAACAUGCAGACAAUAUUGUUCGGUUUUUACACAUGCAUAUGGACGAACACAAAAACACAUUUGAUAAAAGCAACAUCCGCGAUCUUGUUGAUAUGCUUCUGUUGCAAGUAGAAGAGGAUCCUGAAGAAGGAGAAUCCAUGCCUGGUGUAGACAAAUCAAUCAGCAACCCUGGAAAAAGUAUACCUCAUGCGGGAAAGUCAGUCUACAUUGCGGGAAAGUCUGUGUCCGCCAAUGUUGCUAAUCUGUGGAGAUCGAUUCUGACGCUUUUUAUGGCAGGGAGCGAUACUACGACUAACACAAUUAUGUGGUUUAUCUUGUACAUGACCUGUUAUCCUGCGAUACAAAAACGAGUAAGUACAUUAACAUACAAAAUGUAUUAAUUUGUUUCUAUUUCAAUAAUUUCAAAAGAGUCUGUAGCGGUUUAAGAUUGAUUGACACAUCAAUACUGCUGUUGGUUCAACAUCCCCAACUCAUCAUAAUCAGUGGCGGAUCCAGCAAAUUGAAGUAGGCCUAAAUGGAGUUACUUUCACGCAUGGCGGUUUUUGACUACCUCAGCACCACCAUGGUAUAAGCUGAGAAAAGAAAUUUAUUAUUAAUUAUUAUUAUUUAUUAUUAUUGUUCUAGCUUAUACUAAUGU
Molecule: messenger RNA, 1031 nt
Organism: Anneissia japonica
Lineage: Eukaryota; Metazoa; Echinodermata; Crinoidea; Comatulida; Comatulidae
Product: cytochrome P450 2J6-like
Exons: 1
Coding region: 25-774 (249 amino acids)
Biological process (GO): xenobiotic metabolic process
Cellular component (GO): intracellular membrane-bounded organelle; cytoplasm
Molecular function (GO): iron ion binding; heme binding; oxidoreductase activity, acting on paired donors, with incorporation or reduction of molecular oxygen, reduced flavin or flavoprotein as one donor, and incorporation of one atom of oxygen
Source: RefSeq, a predicted model, not a curated record